Alosa sapidissima (American shad) is the source of this 4632-nucleotide messenger RNA. Its product is annotated as bone morphogenetic protein receptor type-2-like. The coding region runs from base 1519 to 4500 and encodes 993 amino acids. The transcript is spliced from 12 exons. Gene Ontology annotation, biological process: vasculature development; BMP signaling pathway; protein phosphorylation. Lineage: Eukaryota; Metazoa; Chordata; Actinopteri; Clupeiformes; Clupeidae. Gene Ontology annotation, molecular function: ATP binding; transforming growth factor beta receptor activity. The record is from RefSeq and is a predicted model, not a curated record. Gene Ontology annotation, cellular component: signaling receptor complex; plasma membrane.
AUCCACACAAACACACGCACACAGAACAACCUGCGGCCAACUCGUUCCAAGCCGCCUGUCUGUCGCCUCCGUAAGAUCUGUGAUUAAAGGGAACGGCGGAAGAACUGAACAACUCGUUUUUUUCACCAUCAGUGGGAGAAAAUCAACGAGGAUUUUUACUGUUUUGCCAAGCUACAGCCGUUUGAGUGGAUUACAUGUAACGUCGACUAGUUUCAACCAAAUGCGAGUUAUGAUUGGACUCGUAGGCUACUGUCUGGCAGUCAUCUGGUACUGUAACUAGCUAGCUGUUUUGUUUUUUCGCAUAAGUUGACGAAAGCGAGAAAUCUAUGGAAAGCAGGAGUACAAACACAUAUCUUAUACGGUCUUGUAUAACGUCAGUAUGGACUUUACCGAGGCGGAGGCCUGCUUUUUAGAAUCGUAAGAGGCUUUACCAUCGCGCUCAGUUGGGGCAAACUCCACGAUUGUUCACGCAGUCCCGACAUUGGGAACAGGGACGCCGAAGGGGGGGAGCGAGGCUGCCCUUCAGCACAGCGUCUGCUGCGAAAGAGGAGGCGAAGUUUAGCAAAGAAAACGGGCUGCACUCUCAACGAAUCGACGUGGACCCUUAAGAUUUCUGACAAUUUCUUUACGACAAAUUUGACUUCCAUGUGAAUAUUGUCGGCAAGCUAUUAACAACAAAAAAACUGAACAGAAUUCAAAGGUUUACGUUUAGGUCUUGCUCUGUGUUAAAAGGCCUUUUUCGGCACCGAUUCAAACGCAAGCUUUUACUAACGUUAGACCUAUGGCUUCGUUUACAGUUCCAUUUCAGCCAUGACAUUGGAUCUGCUGAAUUUUUCACAGUUGUCAGAUUUUCAAAUAACUUGCUAAUUCGCGUUGUUGAAAUAAUCUAUUUUAGGUUGGUGACUCUGCCUUGUGAUUGGAUGUAAAAGGGAGCCAAGAGAAGUACGUUAACGUUACCAAAUGUUGGGACGACAGCCAGGCAAUAUCAGCUAGGCUAACCCUCCAACUGGAUAGGAAUAUUGACUGUCAACAUUGACCCAUGCACCGCGCGGCCGCUGAACUUGGACUUGAAAGCACCCGAACGAAUUUACGCGUCAGCUAAAAUCAUUUGGCUGUCCCGCGAAAUAUUGUGUGCAGAAGAAGGAUUUUUGAAGGCAUUAUUAAUCAUUCUACGACACCCUAACACGGAUGAUAGGCGGUAAAGUAAUAUAACCUUACACUGUCUGUCAAAGGGGCAGUAGGAGAGCAAAUCAGAUUUUUUCUCUCUAGCUUGCUGGGGCAAAGACUGGACAUAGCUAGCUACCUGCACUUUCUCCACGACAAUCAACGUGAGCAUGGAGACAACCUGCAUCUGAGACAUGUGCUAUUGGUUCAUAAUCAUCAACCAUUUUUUACCAGUCGGACAAGUAACUGCAAACGAAUGAGCGCACUCUGCUCAUUCAAGGAAAGGAGUGAAUACUAGAAAACUUUUUGGAAACGCUGGUUAGGACAACCCCUUCUUCUGCAUAGCCGCUAGAUAUGGCAGUGCCGGGCCGAAUCUCUGUCCUGGCGCUAGGGCUUUUCGUCGUGCUACUGCUCAGUCCUGUCGCUGCUGCCCAGGGAGAGGUGCGUGAGUGUGCCUUCGCUGACCUGCAGCAGCAGUAUGACGAGCAGCGGGUGGGCGGUGCUGAGUGGCCAGCCGUUGCCCGUGACAACAGCACCAUCCUCUGCAGCCAAGGGUCGCGCUGCUACGGCCUCUGGGAGAGGACCCGCGAAGGGGACACAAGACUGGUCAAACAAGGCUGCUGGACACACACCAGCGAUCAGCAGGAUUGUCAUGACGACCGUUGCGUGGUGACCACCACCCCGUCAAUGAGCCUGAAUGGCACCUACCGUUUCUGCUGCUGUAGCACCAACAUGUGCAACCUCAACUUCACCGAGAACUGGGUCGCCAUGCCAACCAGCGCACAGCCUGACCAUCAACGACCUCUGUAUCCAGAGGAGACCAUAGUCAUCGCUUUGGCAUCUGUUUCCAUAGUAGCGGUGCUCAUCGUGGCGCUAUUUUUUGGUUACCGAAUGCUAACAGGAAACCGUAAGCAGGGUCUCCACAACAUGGACAUGAUGGAAGCAGCCGCUUCAGAGCCUUCUCUGGACCUGGACACCCUAAAACUACUAGAGCUGAUUGGCCGGGGGCGCUACGGUUCCGUGUAUAAGGGUUCUCUAGACGAGCGCCCGGUGGCGGUGAAGCUGUUUAACUACACCAACCGGCAGAACUUUGUGAACGAACGCUCCAUCUACCGCACGCCCCUCCUGGAGCACGACAACAUCGCCCGCUUCAUCCUGGGCGACGAGAGGCUCGCCGCCGACGGACGCCUAGAGUACCUGCUCAUCAUGGAGUACUACCCCCACGGGUCUUUGUGUCGGUAUCUGAGUCUGCAGACAGGGGACUGGGUGAGCUGCUGCCGCAUGGCCCACUCUGUGACCAGAGGACUGGCCUACCUACACACUGAGCUCUUACGAGGAGAUAUAUAUAAGCCAGCCGUGUCUCAUCGAGACCUGAACAGCCGUAAUGUUCUUGUGAAGAAUGACGGAACGUGUGUGAUUAGCGACUUCGGUCUAUCAAUGAAACUGACGGGGAACCGGCUGGUCAGACCUGGCGAAGAGGAGAACGCUGCCAUCAGUGAGGUUGGCACUAUCCGCUACAUGGCUCCUGAGGUGCUGGAGGGGGCUGUGAACCUGAGGGACUGUGAGUCUGCUCUCAAGCAGGUGGACAUGUACGCCCUGGGCCUCAUCUACUGGGAGAUCUUCAUGCGCUGCACUGACCUCUUCCCAGGAGAAACGGUGCCGGACUACCAGAUGGCGUUCCAGGCGGAGGCAGGCAACCACCCCUCAUUUGAGGACAUGCAGGUGCUGGUGAGCAGAGAGAAGCAGAGGCCCAAGUUCCCCGAGGCCUGGAAGGAGAACAGCCUGGCGGUGCGUUCUCUGAAGGAGACGAUGGAGGACUGCUGGGACCAGGACGCUGAGGCGCGUCUGACUGCCCAGUGUGCAGAGGAGCGUCUGGCCGAGCUGCUGCUCAUCUGGGACCGCAACAAGCCCGUCAGCCCCACAGUCAACCCCAUGAGCACCGCGCUGCAGAACGAGAGAAACCUGACAAACAGUCGCCGGGUGCCCAAACUGGGCCACUUCCCUGACUACUCCUCCUCGUCCUACAUCGAGGACCAGGAAGGGGGCGUGCUCAAGAACCUUCAGACCGACGCCCCCUCCUCGUCCGGCCCCGCCUCCUCCACGACCGUGGGUGUGGCUGGCAGCGCCUCUGGCGCAGCCAGCGGAGAGAAGAACCGGAACUCCAUCAACUACGAGCGGCAGCAGGCCCAGCAGCAGCAGCAGCAGGCGAAUGCCCAGCUUCAGCUCCAGGGCCCGGGGCAGGGGCAGGGGCAGGGGCAGAUGCCAGGGCGAGUGCCCAGCCCAGAGGGCAGCACCAGCGGGGGCAGUCUGAGCCUGAGUGGGGCCUCUAGCGCCACCUGCAGCACCACGCUGGGCACUACGCCCGGAUCCAGCCUCAUGGCCACCAUCUCGGAGGCUGGGCUGGGCGAGGAGGUAGGGGGCACCACCACCGCCGCUGCUGCCCUGGGCAUGGGCAUGGGGCUGGGCGUGGGGCCGACGGGGCUGCCCGCGUGCCUGCAGCUGACACAGGAGGACCUGGAGACGACCAAGCUGGACCCCCGCGAGGUGGACCGGAACCUGAAAGAGAGCUCGGACGAGAACCUGAUGGAGCACUCGCAGAAGCAGUUCAGCGCGCCCGACCCGCUGGGCCCGGCCGGCGCCGCCGGCAACCUGCUCUACCCACUCAUCAAGCUAGCCGCCGAGGUCAGCGCCGGGUCAGGGGUCAACGCCGCGGCCGCUGGGGGGUCGGCGGGCGAGUUCGGGGCGUCCGGGAGCGAGCACCCUCCCCAGGGGGUGCCGGCGGCGGCCAUGUUCCCGCUCCCAAAGCAGCAGAACCUGCCCAAGCGGCCCACCAGCCUCCCGCUGGGGUCCAAGCACCCCCCGCGACUCCGCAGCCAGUGCCAUCGCCGCUGCCUCGUCGUCCUCAUCAUCGUCCUCAUCCUCAUCCGCCUCGCGCCUUCGGCUCAACAAGCACAAGUCCAACCUGCGGCAGGUGGAGACUGGCGUGGCCAAGAUGAACACCGCUCCGCUCGUCACCGUGGGCAACGAGCCCCAGAUGGUCACCGCGGGCAACAGCGGGCGUGGCAUGGCCAAUGGUUACGCCGGAGGAGGAGGAGGAAGCAGCGGUGGCAACGUGCCGACUGUCGUCGGGGGCAACACGAACCCCGCAGGUCCCCAGCAGGAGGUCGAGGGUCAGGGGUCGUCGUCGUCGUCAAUGACGACGCCAACGCAGCUGAGCGCAGACGGAGACGGCCACCUGCUCGCCUGCAUCGCCUCCAGCCCCGACGAGCACGAACCGCUGCUGCGCACAAACAACAACAACAACAACAGCAACAACAACAACAGCAACGUCAGUAGCAUGGCCGGGACCCUGGCGCGCGCGCUCACAUACACGGGCGGGUUCGGCAGCACACACACGGACGGCGGAGCCUCGGUCCAGAUGAGGGCGCAGGACCGGAGCCGUCAGCCUGAGAGGCCCAACUCACUGGA